GCACCUUUCUUAAGAACAUUUUUCUCUUAGCUGUGAGAAAUAUUCAUUCCUUGUUUUCGAUUGCCCUUUGGUUCUUUCUUUUGAUUCAAUCUUUACAAUAGAUCAUGUCAGAUUACACAGUGAGGAGACUCCAAACGAGGGAGCAGCUCGACGCGGUAGUUGAAGUUAUCUUCAGAGCUCAAUAUUCUCCAUACAUGCCAUCAAGCUCUAUCUUUUUCCCCGUAGCCGGCUACUCACUAGAAGAACGAUCUGCAGGGAUUGCUGCAUCCAAAGAACGACUGUGGAAAGAGCAUCUGGCCGCGAAUCCCGCGACCAAUCAAUGGAUAAUUGUUGAAGAUAAAGAAAGCUUGAGAAUCGUCGGUGGCUGCUUAUGGAAAUGGCAUGAUGGAAACCCAUUUCCAGAUGGUAUUCCGACGCCUAGUGUAUACUGGUGGCCAGAGGGAGAGGCGAGGGAGUUUUGCGAAGAGAUGAUAAGGCAGUCCAUGACGUCAAGGAGCUUAUGGAUGCAUGAUAAGUAUGCUGGACUAUACAUGAUGGUCGUACACCCAGAUCACAGGUCUCGUGGUGUUGGUGGACUGAUGAUGGAAUGUGCCAAUACUAAAAUCGACGAAAUGGGAAUAGAAGGUUUCAUUGAAGCUAGUGAGCUCGGUAGGCAUCUAUACGAGAAGUGGGGAUAUCGAGUUGUGAUGAAGCUCGAUUUGUUCGUUCCUUCCAACAAGUCAGAUUUGUGGAACAAGCUUGCUCAUGACCUCAAAAUGCCUCCAUGGUAUGCAAUGUGGAGACCGCUUAAUGGCAUCGUGAAGGAAGGUGAACGGACUCGUCCUUGGCAGCCCUUUUGAGAUGUUCGCAGAAGUUUUCAUAUACGAUGCUUGGGAGAAACGAUCGGCCCCGCGGCUGCAGAGGCAAUCAAUCACGCAAAUCGACUUUAGUAUAUAUCAAUCAAUGCUGAAUGUGACUGAAUAGACCUUUCAUCUUCACUGGUUUUCACAACUUGUCUUACGAAAUUUGCCUUUGAUACGCUGCAGAGCAUCAAUCCCAUAAUUCUAGAGUCUCACGAUAUCAAACGAUGCAGGAUAUCAUUGCUAAGGUUCUUGAUAUUGGCGAUACUGUUGACUUGGCAUAGGCCAUGUGAAUCUCAGAAGACA
Botrytis byssoidea is the source of this 1145-nucleotide messenger RNA. RefSeq lists its product as uncharacterized. The coding region runs from base 105 to 839 and encodes 244 amino acids. NCBI's taxonomy places the organism in Eukaryota, Fungi, Ascomycota, Leotiomycetes, Helotiales, Sclerotiniaceae. The transcript is spliced from 4 exons. Gene Ontology annotation, molecular function: acyltransferase activity, transferring groups other than amino-acyl groups. The record is from RefSeq and is a predicted model, not a curated record.